UGAGUGGUCAGCGGUCACUCUGUGAUGGGGACGGCGAGUUAGGAGCAGCUCUGCGGAUCAUCUGAAGGGAACUUCAUGACCGUGAGAGAUGGAGAACCUCACAGACGUUCCUGCUAAAGGCCUCGUUCUGACGUGUAACCUGACCAACCACGACUUCAUCUUCAACGUCAUCCCGCUCGUCUACAGCUGCAACUUCCUUCUGGGCAUUGUGGGUAACAGCAUGGUGGUGGCAGUCAUCUACUACCACCUGAAGCUGAAGACAGUGGCGAAUGUCUUCGUGCUGAAUUUAGCGCUGUCAGACCUGACGUUCCUCAUCACUCUGCCCAUGUGGGCCACCUACACAGCUCUGGGCUACGACUGGCCGUUUGGAGACUUCCUCUGUAAGGCAGUGGCGGGUUUAGCCUUCUUCACACUUUACGCCAGCGUUUUUUUCCUCACGGCUCUUAGCAUCGACCGAUAUUUAGCCAUUGUCCACCCUGUGGAGUCCCGGCAGUGCCGGACGGUGGCGUAUGCCUGGUGCGUGUGCGCUCUGGUUUGGCUCUUUGCCUUUGCCCUCAGCCUCCCAAUGACGUACAUCCGCAAAACACACUUCAUCAAACACGCCAACGUGACCGUGUGCGGCCUGCUGGACACAGAACACAAGAGCUUAUUGGCCGCUCUGAGUUUGAUGAAGGCUGUUUUCGGCUUCCUGUUGCCCUUAAUCAUCAUCCUCACGUGUUACUCUCUGAUUGGCCGAGCCCUGCUAGAGGCAGGGCAAAUCCAGAAGAGUUCCAGGACGCAGGGGGAUGAAGUUCUGCGGAUGCUGGCAGCCGCCGUCCUCUCGUUUUUCCUCUGCUGGGCUCCUCACCAGGUCUUCAACUUCAUGGAGGCCUUGCUAAUGCUAAAACAGAUCAGCGACUGCGCUGUAGUGGCAGUGAUCGACACGGCCAUGCCCUUCGCCAUCUGCAUCGCCUUCUUCAACAGCUGCAUGAACCCCAUCCUGUACGGCUUUGUGGGGAAGAACUUCCGCAGGAGCCUCCUGAAGCUGCUGAGAUGUUCCUCCUCCAGCUCCAUUCUGAAUCAUCCCAACCUCAGCACCAAGAUGAGCACCCUGUCCUACAGAGCAUCCGAAACAGCGCAGAGUGUGGAGAGGAAGAACACAACGCUGCCGCGAGAAAACUGAGUGUCCACGGGAGCUACUAGGCUAACAUAGCUAAUAUGUAGUUAGCAUUUAGUUUAGUUAGCGUUUAGCUAAGUGCUAAUUUACAUGUAACAGUGUGUUUUAAGCUUUACACCAAUCAGGCGUAACAUCAUGACCUCCUCCUUGUUUCUACACUCAUUGUCCAUCUUAUCAGCUCCACUUACUGUAUAGCUGCACUUUGUAGUUCUACAG
Pygocentrus nattereri (red-bellied piranha) is the source of this 1372-nucleotide messenger RNA. It is a transcript of the gene agtr1a, whose product is annotated as angiotensin II receptor, type 1a. The coding region runs from base 89 to 1162 and encodes 357 amino acids. The transcript is spliced from 2 exons. Gene Ontology annotation, cellular component: membrane. The record is from RefSeq and is a predicted model, not a curated record. Gene Ontology annotation, molecular function: angiotensin type II receptor activity. Lineage: Eukaryota; Metazoa; Chordata; Actinopteri; Characiformes; Serrasalmidae. Gene Ontology annotation, biological process: regulation of vasoconstriction; immune response; G protein-coupled receptor signaling pathway.